Fragaria vesca subsp. vesca is the source of this 1092-nucleotide messenger RNA. Its product is annotated as probable mannitol dehydrogenase-like. Gene Ontology annotation, biological process: lignin biosynthetic process. The record is from RefSeq and is a predicted model, not a curated record. Bases 1 to 1092 code for a protein of 363 amino acids. The transcript is spliced from 5 exons. Gene Ontology annotation, molecular function: zinc ion binding; cinnamyl-alcohol dehydrogenase activity. NCBI's taxonomy places the organism in Eukaryota, Viridiplantae, Streptophyta, Magnoliopsida, Rosales, Rosaceae.
AUGACGUCUGAAGCAACUGUAUCAUCUGCAGAGGAAGUGCAGGCAUAUGGAUGGGCUGCUAGAGAUUCCUCAGGAAUUCUCUCUCCCUUCUACUUCACCAGGAGGACUAUUGGUAUCAAUGAUAUCAGCAUGAAGAUACUCUACUGUGGUAUUUGCCACUCAGAUCUUCACCUUGCUAAGGACGAAGUCGGAAUGACCAUCUAUCCCAUCGUCCCAGGACAUGAGAUUGUCGGAGAAGUGACCGGAGUUGGGAGCAACGUGACGAAAUUCAAAGUAGGAGACAUAGCCGGAGUUGGGUGCAUGGUGGGUUCGUGUGGUUCGUGUACUAACUGCACACGAGACUUGGAAAAUUACUGCCCCAAAAUGAUAUGGACCUAUAACAAACACUACCCCGAUGGAUCCAGAACGUUUGGGGGAUACUCCGACAAGCUAGUAGUCGAGGAGCAUUUCGUAGUCCGAAUUCCAGAUAACCUGUCACUGGAAGGUGUUGCACCUUUGCUAUGUGCUGGGAUUACGGUGUACAGCCCUAUGAAACACUUCGGACUUUUUGAGCAUGGUAAGCACUUGGGUGUGGUAGGGCUUGGUGGCUUAGGUCAUUUGGCUGUUAAGUUUGCCAAGGCCGUGGGAAUGAAAGUCACUGUGAUAAGUACCUCCCCUAAUAAGAAGAAGGAAGCAAUGGAACAACUCGGUGUUGACGAUUUUCUUAUCAGUCGCGACCAAGAGCAAUUUCAGGCUGCUAUGGAUACAAUGGAUGGUAUCAUCGACACAGUUUCAGCCCCUCAUUCUCUAUUGCCAUUGAUGGACUUGUUGAAGACGGAUGGAAAGCUAAUUGUGGUGGGUGCUCCUCUGCAACCUCCUGAACUACCAGUGUUUCCUUUAAUCAUGGGGAGGAAGUUGAUUGCUGGUAGUGCAAUUGGGGGAAUGAAAGAGACUCAAGAGAUGAUAGACUUUGCAGCAAAGCACAACAUCACGGCCGAUGUCGAAGUCAUUCCAAUGGACUAUGUGAACACUGCUCUUGAACGAGUUGGCAAGGUUGAUGUGAAGUACCGCUUUGUUAUUGAUGUUGCAAACACCCUAAAUUCUCCAUAUUGA